This is a messenger RNA of Acinonyx jubatus (cheetah), 985 nucleotides long. RefSeq names its product polycystic kidney disease protein 1-like 2. The record is from RefSeq and is a predicted model, not a curated record. Lineage: Eukaryota; Metazoa; Chordata; Mammalia; Carnivora; Felidae. Gene Ontology annotation, cellular component: membrane. The coding region runs from base 413 to 775 and encodes 120 amino acids. Gene Ontology annotation, biological process: detection of mechanical stimulus. Gene Ontology annotation, molecular function: calcium channel activity. The transcript is spliced from 4 exons.
AUUCAGUCCUCCAUCUGCAGUAUAGGAGCUACAGGGACACUGGCCGUGUCCGGAGAUGAGAAGUCACCAGUUCAGAGCAAAGGGAGUGCUGGGCCUCCCUUGACAUAGAGCGGCAAUCUUUGGAGGGAAGCGUGCUGUGGUGAGGAGGAAGUAUAGGAGACGCCCUGCCCAGGCAGAAGCCUGUUGUCAUCCAACCCAACUCCCCCAAAGCAAAGAGGCUGGAGCCUCAGAGAGCCCAGUUUCAUCACUGAGUCACCUGAGUGAACUGCAGCCAUCUGAGUGAACACAGUAGUGGCCUAGUGGGUAGUGCUGAGCCCCAGAAGGGGAUACGCAUUCCUUACAGAACUGGUCAAACUUAAUACUUGGUUGGAAACUCCGUUCCUACAAAACCCUCUUCGAUGCAGCAGAAACAAUGAUCAGCCUCCAGCUAGGAAUCUUUAACUACGAGGAGGUCCUGGACUACAGCCCAGUGCUUGGCUCCUUCCUGAUUGGGUCCUGCAUCAUUUUCAUGACAUUUGUGGUGCUGAAUCUAUUCAUCUCUGUCAUCCUGGUGGCCUUCAAUGAGGAGCAAAAAUAUGAUCAGCUGUCGGAGGAAGGUGAGAUUGCCGAUUUGUUGCUGGCGAAAAUACUCGGUUUCCUGGGCAUUAAAUGUAAAAGAGAGGACCCUGGAAGUGGCAGGAAACAGCCUGAGUUGCUGUCAGAGGUCCGGCCUCCCUGUACCUGUGUCAGCUGCACCCAAGCUCUAAGCUCUUCAUCCACACACGAACAUCUAUAGAGGGGGAAGGCCAGAGCCUUGGGCCUAUGCUUCCCAGUGAUUCUACAGUCUCUCCAGGCCAAUGUUUUUCUGUAUCCACAGAAAAGUCACCAAGCCUGGCAAGUAAAAAAAAUAAGAAAAAUAUACGCUUAAGUACAUUCAAUUGCCACUAUUGUCAUAGACUGUUCAAAUGUAUUUCCUCCUAGAAAUAAAACAAAUACUGUCUGGAGU